AUGAAGAAAAAAGCACAAAUAUCAAAUGCAACACCGAGUCAAAUAUUUGCUGAGUCUGUGAGUAAUGUACCACAUGCAGUAUUAUUAGAAUUGCCAAAAGAAGAACACGUAAAACGGACAAUUCGAAACCAUAGAGGUUACAACGAUCCUUCAAAACCAGCAAGUAGAAAGGAAUUAGUCAUUGAAGGCGAUUGGUGCUUAUACGGAGAAAAACGUUUUUUAUUAAAUGACAAUGGUCCAGAUGCGAAUGAACGAGUACUGAUAUUUGCCACAGACUCUGGAUUAUCAUUAUUAGCAAGUUCUAAUACUUGGUUCAUAGAUGGGAAUUUUGGACUUGCACCUGAAUACUUUAAUUAG
Molecule: messenger RNA, 357 nt
Organism: Macrosiphum euphorbiae (potato aphid)
Lineage: Eukaryota; Metazoa; Arthropoda; Insecta; Hemiptera; Aphididae
Source: the annotation of a GenBank genome assembly